Molecule: messenger RNA, 2278 nt
Organism: Neohortaea acidophila
Lineage: Eukaryota; Fungi; Ascomycota; Dothideomycetes; Mycosphaerellales; Teratosphaeriaceae
Exons: 1
Coding region: 75-2177 (700 amino acids)
Biological process (GO): mitochondrion inheritance
Cellular component (GO): mitochondrial inner membrane
Source: RefSeq, a predicted model, not a curated record
GCCUUUUGUCCCGUCAUCUCCCCUUCCAUUUCUCCUUCAUCCCCCUGUUUUCUGAGAGGACAUGAUGCGGUAAUAUGCAUUGGCAUGUCACGCAAGUAGGCCGUCGACUCGCAUUCCAAUCUCCACUCUCCGCCUCCUUCUCUUCCUGCGCCGCACGAUCGGCUUCGCUCACACAGUCUGCGCGGCUGUUACGGCUUCACGACCAUACCCUCAGCCCCUUCUCAUCGAGAGCGGCUGGCACAUAUCGAAAUGUUGAAGCCCAGGAUAUAACCGCACUGCAUGUGCGUCGCACGGCUCCAACGGUCACCCAAGUCGGCCUGUGGAGCGGAUUACGAUCAACGAGCGCUACACCUCGCAUUUCGCAGAGCGUCUACCGACUACAGCGCUCACACGGGAGCUUUCAGAAGAGGUGGUUCAGCGAUACAGAGGUGUGGAGGACUCAAAAGGCCGCCGAGACGGCUGCCAGGUCAAAGGAUCAGGGCAUCGCUUCUUCACAAGCGGCCAAAGUUGCUCAAGAACCCGCCUCCAGCGCACACGCCGGUAGCAAGGGUCUUCUUGACCGCCUACCGCACUUGCACCGACCGACAAAGUACGAGCUCCUAGCAACGGCCGAGACGUUCUGGCAAAGGGUCAGAGUGCACUUCAAGUGGUUCUCCAUCCGCAGCUUACGCCCCUUCACCGUGGAUGAAAUCGGCGCCUUCAUAUCCUGGGUAUUCCUGGGACACCUCGUGUGGAUUGUCAUUGGAACGACAACCUUUGUGUCCCUCGGAAUCUGGGCUCUCAACACGGUCUUUGCUCAAGAAACACUGGCGGGAUGGGUCGGCAACUACCUUACCAAGUCUUAUGGUUUGAAAGUUGUCUUCGAAAGCGCCAUCGUGCCCACGUGGCGAAGCGGUGUCAUCACGUUCAACCACGUCUUUGUGUCGCGCCGACCGGGUCAGCAAUCGAAGAAAGAACGUGCAGUGAGCAAAGGUUCUCCUACCACCGCUGCUGCUGCUGCCGAAGCCGCCAUGGCUGGACGUGGAGCACACGAAAGCAGUGAUGCUACAGAUGACGGCAAUUACACGCAAUUCGACGUGACUAUGGAGACGGUCAACGUCACUCUGUCCUUUGGCAAAUGGUUCAACGGCAAGGGUCUCCUCCGAGAUGUAGAAAUCGUGGGCGUGCGCGGCGUUCUCGAUCGCACCUCGGUACAGCCAAGAGACUACUCUAUUGAUCCCAAGUCCUAUCGACACGAGCACGCUACCGGAGAUUUUGAGAUUGAGAACUUUCGCAUGGCUGAUGUGCUCCUGACCGUGCAUCAACCCGACAACUUUCGUCCCUUCACCGUGAGCGUGUUCAACUGCGACCUGCCACGGCUGAGAAAGCAGUGGCUCUUUUACGAUCUAAUGAAUGCAAACAACAUGAGCGGAAGUUUUGACGACUCGCUUUUCACGGUACAUCCCCGACAGCUGCACGGCACAACCGGCGCGCCGCUCGUCAACGGGGUCGAGGAAGGAGGAGAGCAGCAAUGGAAGAAGCAUAGUCGGCUCAGAAUCGACGGGUUGAACAUCGACCACCUCAACCGCGGAGUGGAGGGCACAUUCUCCUGGAUUAGAGAAGGCAACGUGGACAUCGUGGCGGACGUCAUGAUUCCCAACGACGACGAUAACAUCUGGGCUCAAUCCUGGCGCAAGUCCACAGAGGCCAUGUCCGACCUCUACGACCGCGUGGAAGCCAGCGUAUCCUCCGUCCAGCAGCCCAAAACGCACCCAUCAGAGGCGCAGAGCACGGCGCAGACACCCGCCGAACAGAGCGAAGCCCACCGACGCCUCGUCAUCUUCGACAUCAAAGUCCACCUCAACGACGUGCGCGCCUCGGUGCCCCUCUUCACAAAAGACCUGAGCUACGUGAACAACGCGCUCGUCCGGCCCAUCGUGGCCUACAUCAACAGCCGGCCGCACGCCUUCAUCCCCGUCAACUGCCGCGUGGUGAAGCGGCAGAGCGAGUUCGACGGCAGCUGGACGAUUUUCGACUCUGGGCUGCUGGAUGAUCUCAGCAAGGAGACGUACGAGGCUUUCGCCAGGGAUAUUGAGGAUGUGGGUGCGAGGAAGAGGAGGAUGCGCAAGGUCGGCUUGUGGAGUCUGCAGCUGGCUGCGCAGGCGUUAUUUAUUGGGCUCGCUGGGCAAUUGGCGUAAGGACUGAUGGUCGCAGGCAGCACAUGUGGUUCAUGACUGUAUUAGGGUAGCGCGGCGUUAUCGUUUCAUGGCGCAUUGGGGCUUAUUGAAAGUGGAAGAAG